Molecule: messenger RNA, 2627 nt
Organism: Apus apus (common swift)
Lineage: Eukaryota; Metazoa; Chordata; Aves; Apodiformes; Apodidae
Gene: GRAMD2A
Product: GRAM domain containing 2A
Exons: 12
Coding region: 587-1528 (313 amino acids)
Biological process (GO): regulation of store-operated calcium entry
Cellular component (GO): endoplasmic reticulum membrane; organelle membrane contact site; extrinsic component of cytoplasmic side of plasma membrane
Molecular function (GO): phosphatidylinositol-4,5-bisphosphate binding
Source: RefSeq, a predicted model, not a curated record
CUGCCGGCGGGGCUCGGUGCUGGCCGAGCUCCCCCCCCGGCGCCGCGCAGGGAGCAAGGCCGGGCUGGCUGCGUGGCCUGGGGCUCGCGGAGCGGCGCCCAGUAUAAACCAGUAUCCUGGGGGGGGGCCGAGGGUGACCCCGGGACCGAGCCCCGGGUUCCCAUCCGGCCGCGGCGGCCCCCGGGGACACGCGCGGCCCCGUCGCUCCCGCCCUGCCUGCCUGACCUCCCGCUCUCUCCGGACAGAGACCGGCCCUUCCCCUCCAGCAUCCCCGGCAGCGGCUCCGCUCCCGCCGCCGACACACGGCGCUGAAAUGACCUUGAAAGCCGGGAACAAGGGCACCUCGCCGGAUCCCGCCCGGGCUCGCUCGGGCCGAGGCAGCCCGGCCCCAAGUGCCUCCCUCUGCCUCUGAUCCUCGGGCUUGUUUUUUUUUUUUUUCUCGGGAGGCGAAAUCCCUUCUCGCCCUCUCCUGCCUCCGCCUCGUGCUGCCUCCUGCCCUGCGCCGGCAGCAGGGACAGGAUCCCGGGAAGCUCCAGCGCCGCCGGAGGGGCUCGGACCGGACCGCACCGCUGCCAGUGCCAAGCUGAUGCAUGAAAAAGCAGCUCCCCUGAAGAGCCCUGAGCCCAUGCACGGCCGUGAGAAACUGGAGGCAUCCCACAAGGAGAAGAGUUUGGAUUCCCUCGACGGCAGCCUCCACCUGAACGAAGCCCUGAAGGAUGAAGACAUCAAGAAAUGCCACCGGGAAGUGGCCGCUAGCAAGUACAACUCCCAGUACCACAAGCUGUUCAAGGACAUCCCGACGGAGGAGAGCGUGCUGAAAGUUUGCUCCUGCGCCCUCCAGAGAGACAUCCUCAUCCAGGGAAGGCUUUACAUCUCCCCCAACUGGCUCUGCUUCUACGCAAACCUUUUCGGGAAGGACAUCAAGGUUGUGAUCCCGGUGGUCUCUGUACAGCUGAUAAAGAAGCACAAGACAGCUCGGCUGCUGCCCAAUGGCCUGGCCAUCACCACCACCGCCAGCAGGAAGUACAUCUUUGUGUCCCUUAUCUCCCGUGACAGUGUCUAUGAUGUCCUGAGGAGAGUCUGCACACACCUGCAGGUUUCCAGUAAGAAGAGCUUAAGUUUGAAGGAGCUGUCAGAGGAGCCUGAUUCCGUGUCGCUGGAGGUGAUUGUCCCUGAGGGCAAGUGGAGGAAGGUGUCACCCACUUCACUGUCACUGUCACUGCCAGACACUGACUACCAGUGCAUCCACCGGACCUCUGUCAGCAGCCUGAGCGCCAAGGAGAGCUCCUGCACUUCUGAGGAGCCCUUGGUUUCAGAAAGUGCAAUAAACACUGAGGAGGAGCUGGAGGUGGAGCAGAGCUGCGUGGCGGAGCUGAGACCCUCUGACUACCAGCUCCUGAAGAUCUUCAUCGUGCUCAUCUGCCUCCUGGUCGUGUCCUCCUCCUACCUGGCGUUUCGCAUCUUCCGCCUGGAGCAGCAGCUCUGCUCUCUGAACCGGGACUACCUCUCCCGCGGGCACAGGAGGUGACCAUCACCCCCAACACAGACUGCGACGGUGGCCCCUGUGUAGAGACCCCAGUGCUGCGUCCUCCCAGCGUGGCUGUUGCACGUGGCCUGGCUUUCCCGUGGCUGGUAAAAUGGGACCAAGUAUCUUCUCCCUGCUGGCACCCGCUCCGUGUGGGACUGCCCAGCUGGCUCAUGGCCACCAGUGCCAACUCCCCCUCCUGCUGGAAACCCGUUUUGUCCCCGGGACGCUGCUGUGCUGUAGCACCAGAUGAUGGCUCGGGGCUGCCGAGCGGUUGGACCUCCCCUUAGGACUUGCUGCUAAAACGGGUGCCAGUUUUUAUUCCAGACUUGGGUUUUCCGUGUUAAAAGAUGGCCUUAGGCUGACAGCCUAAGGGCUGGGGAGCCCCAGGAAAUGGGGAUGAUUUGCUGCUGCUGCUCUGGGUGAAGCCCAAGCAGCAGCUCUGGCUUGAACCUGCCAGUUUGUCCCACUCUUGGUGCCCUUGGGACCACGGCCAGAGGGACGGCCCCAACCCCUGGGAUCUGCAGGGAGAGGGAGAAAGGAGCCACCAGCCCUGUGGGGUGUCAUGUAUCCCAGCACCCAAGGUGGGGGUACAAUCCAGAGACACCCCCCCAGCCCUCCUCUCCUGGAGCGUUGGGGCCUCUCAGAGCAUUUGGGGGAGGGGCGGCAUGUCCCUGCAAAGCACUUUAGGGUCCCCCAGACCAGACGUCCUCCCUGGGGACUGCACUGGGAAGGGUGCCAGACCAGGGCUUCGUUAGCCCUGCUCGCCUCGUUAAGAUGUCUGGAGAGAGCCCGUGGCUGGCACUGGUGAACAUCCUGGAUGGCAACGUGUCCAUGCCCUGGUUCCUGUUCACCUUGUCACCGCCUGGAGUCGAGUGCCACAGGAUUUAUCCCGCAGGAUUUAUUCCACAGCCUCCCCUGGGAGCGUGCUUGGGCAGCAGGUGAUGAUACCUGUGAGAUUUAUUUUGGUUUUCUUUCCAAUUUUUUGGGGAACUACAAGUGCUGAUGGGGCCAAAUCCCUGUGCCCUGGGGAAGAGCUCCCUGCUCGCUCCAGGCUUGGAACUGCUUUUACAUGAAAAUAAAUCCAGGAUUUUCUAGCACG